Lytechinus pictus (painted urchin) is the source of this 5825-nucleotide messenger RNA. Its product is annotated as acyl-CoA-binding domain-containing protein 5-like. Gene Ontology annotation, cellular component: cytoplasm. Lineage: Eukaryota; Metazoa; Echinodermata; Echinoidea; Temnopleuroida; Toxopneustidae. The coding region runs from base 22 to 1548 and encodes 508 amino acids. The record is from RefSeq and is a predicted model, not a curated record. Gene Ontology annotation, molecular function: fatty-acyl-CoA binding. The transcript is spliced from 10 exons. Gene Ontology annotation, biological process: fatty acid metabolic process.
UUUCAGCCCUCUUACGAGCUGAUGAAACGUUUCUAUGGACUCUAUAAACAAGCUACUGAGGGUCCAUGCCAUCAGGCCAAGCCUGCAUUUUGGAACGUUGUACAGACACAGAAGUGGCAAGCAUGGUCUGUUUUAGGUGAGAUGGGGAGUGAUGAGGCAAAGAGAUUGUAUGUUGAAGAACUAUUACAGACUAUCUUGGAUAAUUCUAAAGCUCGGGAUAUUCCUCACAUGUACAAAAUAAUAGAAACCAUGCCACAGACAGAAGACGUGGUGACCUUUCUCAAGGUCAUGGGACCUUUCUUUGAACUUGUUCAUGAGGAAGAAUUGGAGGAGGUCUCAGUGUCAUCUUCUCCACAGGUCACAAAGGUCAAUGGUCAUAUUAAUGGAGGGGUCAAGAUGAAAGAGACUAAAGUUGAUAAGAGUGGUGACCAAGCCAAAAGCCUUCAAAAUGGAGAUGUGAGUGAUGUCUCGGAUUACACCAAUGGUUUCUUGGAAGGUGACCUUGAACCUGACGAGAGGUCAAAGGACAAAUCAGGGUCACCUGAAAGCUCUGGUACUGAUCUGAAGGUCAAUGGUCAUAUGGAGGAGGGAAUGGUCAAUGAGGAGGAAAGCAGAUAUGAAAGAAUUGUAACUUCACACUUAGGAGAGAAUUCUGCGGAGCUCAGUCAUCCUAUCUUGGUAUCUAAGAGUCAGCUUGAAGCGGGUACAGAUCACCUAUCCUCAACCAGUGAGAGUGAAUCUGAUGGAGAUGAGUUCUGUGAUUCUGUUGAUGAACCAAUCAUUAGUAGGAUAAGUGUAGCUCACACACCAAAGACUGAAUCUCUGCCAUCUGUUAUUGAGGAGGAAGAAAGAAAACAACUCACAUCAACCCCAUUUAAUGGAGAUCAUGCAGUAGUUACCAAGGCAGAAAUCCAUAACAAUGUUGAUGCCAUCAUCCAGCCUAGGUAUACUUCAAGUUCUACUUCAGCCCCUACCAUGUCUACACCUUCCAUGCGAGGUGGUGGAGAGGUGACAAAGGGGUCAAAUGGUCAACAAGGUCAAGACAUUGCAACAAAUCAAUCCCAUAAAGGUUACCAAUCAUCAGAUAGUUUCCAUAGCUUCAGACCCUCUGGAUCACAAGACUCUCCUGAUGGGAGUAGUAGAAGGAAAGAGAGGAGGGGUGGGGGAGGUGAUAGGAGGACACCAGGAGGUGAGAGUAGUCCCCUAAGAUCACCCUUACCGGAUGGCAUGGUGGAGCAGAUUACAAUAUCUUUAGAGAGACUUCAGAGGGAUAUGAAUAGUGUUCUAGUCAGACUAAACACACUGGAGACCAUUGCAAUAUCAAGGCAUCAGCUUGAGACUCAGCAAGCAUACAUGAGAGAGGGGAAUCCCCUAGCUAAGGAUGGUACACCCAUCAGGACUCCACCCCAACGAACCACACCCUCCUGGUGGCCUUUCCCUACCCUUCCCAUGAGAACAGUCUUCAUCCUUCUAGUCUGGCCUUUCAUUGUACAAUGGAUCCUAAGGUUCCUUGCAAGGCACCGGAGGGCUCGUCCACCACCUCGAUGAGGAGUCCAACGAAACAACUACGCUUUUAACAUGCCUGAGGGAUAUCAACAUUUAUGGUUUAUUUGUAUCAUGUGAUUGCAAUUCAUGCCACCUGCUCACCUGAUACUGCUUAAUUGCAGGGGUCAAUGUGAAAACUUUGGAAAGGUAAUUUCUGGUACUAGGGCUAUAUGGAUGCGAAGCUAAAAAUUCCAUAGAAAGGCACAUGGCUUGUGAUGAAUGAACUCAUUGGAAUUCAAUCAUUUUAUUGUACACUUAGUUUGAAUUGCAUUAUAACCUUUGAGGUGCAAUGUGGCUCAUUCAUAUGUCUGCCUCAUAUUCUUGCUGUUCCUGUAGUGAAUUAACAUAUUUUCAAUAACACAAUAAAGGAAAACAUUGUGCUCGCGAUGAGCUGCAAAGCUAGAUGUGGUUGAUUCUGGCCAGAUAAGGGUUUGGUCAAGUUUAUCAUGAAUGAUGGCUGCUGGCUGUUUAUCAGGUCACAUGAUUUUACUACUUAGGCAUGUUAAGGGUUAAAGUGGAGUAUUUGUGUCAUGUUACAGCUCACAAAUUGGUUUCUUCAUAGCAUAAAGAUGUUUGUAAUUUACACAUGACCUUACAAAUGACUGUAACAUGUUCUGAUACUCUAAGAGAUACCCCAUGUAUUCCUGGUUUUAGAAUCAAUGUCUUAUGAUCCUUAUCAAAUUUUUAAAAAUAUUGAACUUUGCAUUCAAGUACAUGUUGACAAUUUUAUUCUGCAAGAACCAUAUUUGAACAUUAGCUGAUUGCGUUGAAAUAAUUGAGAAUAUAAUUCAGCACACAAGAACAUGUAAGAGUAGUUUGUAAAGUCAUGCAUAUCUUUACAAACAGCUUUAUGAAACCACCCCACUUGAACUGAAAGGUGAAGUCAGAGUUUAUAUAUGUUAGUAAACACUUCUUUAGCUGCCAAUGAAUUAGAUCAUCUAAAGUAAGAUCUAGCAUUCAUUCAACAAACGAUAUGAUUUUUGCUCACAAAUCAAGUUUGUACAGACUUACUUGUACCAUUAUUUUUGUAUUACUCUCAGAACUGCAAUAAUUAGAAGAAAUUGUAAUAGCCAACAAUUUUCUGAAAAUGUUGUUGGUAUUGACUUGAUUUUGAUAAUUUGUUUUGUCUCUUAUCAAGCAUGAUGAAGAAAUUGAAUUUUCAUUUAUAUUUUCAUUUAGCCAAUUUAAUUUGAGAUUGCAAUAUGCUUUCAAGUAAUUACACCACCAUGUGUAAAAUUGUGCAAUAUUUGAAGUCUUUUUUAAAGUUGAUUUUGAUACUUAAUAUAGUUCAUAAAAUCUUUUGUAAAUUAACCUGAAAUUGUAAGCAAGUAUGAAGUUAUGACUGUAUGUUAAAAAAAAUCUGGGAGGGGGGGAAGAUCAUUUGACCACUCAUCCUCUAAGUUUUACUUCUGAAACUUUCAAAAAAAAUCUGUAAUUGUAAGUGUAUCUCCCAGCUCACAAGGUAAAUAAUUUUAACGAAACUGCCAUGUUAAUUAACAUAUUAAUUACCCAAUGAAUGCCAGAGUCCCUACAAUGCCAACUGAAAUAGUACGUUGCUUUCAUCAGUUCUUACAAUCUCUUAACUCUAAAAGGAUUGGGGCCCCUUAAUGUUUUGUGCAAAUUUUCUGAAAAGUACAAAACAAAGCUUCAAAGUCUUGCAUGUUUUUUUUUUUUUUUUUUUUGGGGGGGGGGACCGAAUUCGUGACACAUGGGUAUAGCUUUGAGCUUUUGAGUCACAAAAUUUUUUUGAGACCAUGUCAUACCCAAAAUGGCUCAUGUUAGAGAUUUGUGUGCAAAUUCACUGGAAAAUGACAUUCAUUAUCGGGUGAUAAUUUUUUUCUAGUUAGUUUGCUUCACGAGUAAUUUGGAUUAAUUUUUUGUUGAAUGGUUUGUAAUGAUUUAAAAUGAAAACAUGAGUUGGAAGAACAAAAAAGAACUACAUAGGAAUUUUUUUAUAAUAAAUACAUACAGAGCAAAGCAAGACUAUAGGCGCCGAUGGCGUCUAGUAUUCUUGAUUGCCAUCAUAACUGAAAAUUUAUGGCUCUUCAGUCUUGUUCAUGAAACAAGGAUAAAAGUAAUCGAGUAUCACUUAUUGUUUUGCAUGAGUCUUAGGACACAUGAUCAAGGUCAAAGGUCUUAUAGGGUAACCGAAUUUAGUGUUUUUUUAUCAUAUGAAUGGUAUUUUUUUGUGAAUAAUUAUUCAAUUUCGCCGUUUUCAAAGUCAGCACGGCUGCUUUAUUGAAUUUAGUAAUGCAGGCGAGACUGCAAGAGGCACUCCACUUGUUUUUUAAUCACAUCAGUACUAUCAUGAUAAGAGCAGAAUUAAUAAUAUUCUGCAACCACAGAAUUUACAUGAAUUUAUUUGUCUUAUUUUUUUCUCUUCAGUUCAUGCCUUAUAUCCUAUGAAUGAAUUCAGGGGGGGGGGGAGGGGAAGGUAAAUUGUGCAUGCAUAUUAUUUGAAUUAUGUGUUUUGUGAUACUUUGUAUCCUUUGUAAAAAAUUUUUUUGCUAAAUUACCAUCACUUUAAAUUUGUGAAGUGCAUCAAUUUUAGAAUUUUACCAUUAUGAUAUUACAUAAGGUUCUGGAUUUAUUUAUUAUGAAUCUUGUGAUACAUUCCUCUUAUAAUGUUUGCCAAAUCUCACUAUGUAGAUACUAUUUGCUAAAAAUAAUAUAUUUUGACAAUCUAAAUGCACAUCCCUGUCCACAUCUGCUAUUUAAAGUAUACAUGUAGAUGAAUUACUUAUCCAAGGGUCGUCUUUAAUAGAUUGGUAUUAACUGUGUAUUUAAAAAAAAAAAAUUAUCAGUCCCCUCCCUCAUACUGUACAAUACGAUUCUAUGCAGAAUGAAUUAUUUAGACCUAGGAGUUGUUACAUAAAGACUUGCAAUUAUGAUAACUCUUACAUUAAGGUAGCUGAGCAGCCCAGUCACCACGGUAGAAUACCUUGUCAAAUUGGCUAUAACUGUACUUGUCGUUCGAAAUGGGCCCCUUUGAAAUUCUCUAAUCUUGUUCAAUCCCCAAAAACUCGUUCCAAUUUAUCUCUGCUGUUUAGUUUAUAUGAAAAGGUGCAUUUCUCUCUAAUAAUCUUGACUGGAGUGAUGAAAUAAUUGAAGUAAACCUGAAGAAAAGCUACAUGUAUGGUCUAAUGCACAAGAAGGUUGAUUAUCUGAUGGAAUUCCACACUUUCCAAAUUGACAUUUGCACAAAUAUCACAUUUACAUUAUCUUCAAGAGAUUUUAAUAGUUUUGAUAGAGAAUUAGUUGAACUUAAACAUACUGUAUGUCAGUUUAUGAAACUCAUGUCAUAAAAUAUUAUCCCUCACCCCCUUGAUCAAAGCUCACUAUGCCUUGUCAUGAUGUUAUUUGUUCUUAAAAUAUUUGUUGUUAUACAACAGAUUCAAUUAUGUUACUCUGAUGGUGUAAGGUUAAGUUAUUUGGUGUUAGGGGAAAUUUUGGAAUUAUGUAUUAAUGUGUGUAUUUUGUCCAUGGUCACAAAUCAUUUGUUCAUACAUAUUUGUUCAUACAUAUCGCUAUUACAUGUAUCAUUACAAAUUGAAUUUGUAUCUUAACAUGAUGUUAUAAUUGUACAUAUAUGCAAAUAUGUAAAUUUUGAAAAGAAUUCAAAUUUUAUUAUAUGCCUUUUGUGUAUCAUGAAAGUAAAUUUGCUGAUUAGAUAUAUUUUGUAUGGUUUGUCUUUCUUCCCCUUAAUAUCAACUCGUUAUUCAACUACUGGUAUCUAUACAUUAUAAUGGUGAUACAUUGUUGGCUCUUGCAGCAUUUGCUCUUGAUUUUUAAUUUUUGGAGGAGACUCAAGUGUCAGAUAUGAUUUGCUAAAGAAUAUUUUAAAGGGGAUUGAGCUGCGCUGUCGCAAGGACAAAUGUAUUAGAACCUGUUUGCCCUUCUAAUAAUCAUUCAGCCAUUCAGUACAUGUAAAUUCAAACAAGUCAUGGGGCGUCAGAGUAGAGGAUUAUCUUUUGUAUGGGGUGGGGGGGGGGAGACGCAACAUCCAUGAACAAAGGAUAAUCCUCUGUGCUGAUAAAUUGAUUGUGUGUAUGUACAUUGUUGAUAGUUAAAUUGAAAACAUUUAGAAUUAAGAUGGUCAUUUUGAAUUUACUUGGAUACUUAAAAAAUUCAGCAUUUUUCAUUGAUACUGCAAGUAUAAGUGUACCACAAGAAUUAAUAAAUUAAACUGGAAAAUAAGAGGUAAAAAUUCCUUUCUUUUGAAAAAUUUUGUGAAAUGGCUUAAAUGAAUAAAGAAACGCUCUUUUCAGUGUUAAAAAGCC